Messenger RNA from Ostrinia furnacalis (Asian corn borer), 1284 nucleotides. RefSeq lists its product as uncharacterized. The transcript is spliced from 2 exons. The coding region runs from base 25 to 1269 and encodes 414 amino acids. NCBI's taxonomy places the organism in Eukaryota, Metazoa, Arthropoda, Insecta, Lepidoptera, Crambidae. The record is from RefSeq and is a predicted model, not a curated record.
UAGUCGUGAUACAAAACGCUCAAAAUGUCUUUAGAUGUAAAUAUAAGUGAGCCUGAAGAAUUUGAUUGUGUAGAACUUCAUACUUGUCUGAAAAGUGUAGCAGAAAGAUUGGGGAUUGGAAAUUUCGAAUACCACGUGGAUUACAUCAGUGGAGGACGUGAGAAUUUUGUGGCAAACAUCUUUAGGGUCGUGAUAAGAGAUACAGAUAAAAAUGAAAUUCAAAGUGUUAUAGUGAAAACAUUAGUGAAUACAACAAGGCAAGAACUGUUCCAUGAUAUACAUAAGCGAGAAGUGACUGUUUAUAAUGACAUUUUACCGAGGUUCAAGGAAGUGCAAGAAAAAAUUGAUGCUGAAAAGAGGGUAUUGCUUCCUGAAUGCUUGUAUUCUAAUGCAGAUAGGAGUAAGGAAAUUAUAAUAUUAAGAGAUUUGAGUGAAUCUGGAUUUGUUGGUGAUGACACUUUAGCAGAGUUUAAAGAACUGAAUCUUAAUCAAGUUCAGCUAAUUUUGACUGAAUUAGCUAAAUUUCACGCUCUCUCUUUUGUGUUAGAAAACCAAGAUUAUGAAGAUUAUUGCAAAAUCAAAGUCAAGUUUGAGGAUAUACUGUAUCAAGAAAAUUUUCUUUGCAAAAGCAAGCUAAGGAAUUAUUUCUUCGAGUCUUACGAUAUGUCGGUGAAUUUGGUAACAGAUAGUGAAGCUAGAAAGAAAUUACUGAAAGCCAGACCGAAGUUGUUGGAACUGUUGAAAAUGUAUAAUCAACCGUCGAAGCACAGUGUCUUAUGCCACGGUGACUUGUGGGUAAACAACAUGCUGUUUAAAAAGGAAUCUGACCACUCCAAAAUCUGUUUCAUAGACUUCCAAGCUAUGCGGUGCGCCAGCCCAGCUACCGACAUUGUGUAUUUUAUGUACCUCUGCACCACCUCCAAAUUCAGAUCUGAACAUUUCAAGCAACUUCAAUCUGAUUAUUACGACACGCUAAAUUCAACUCUAAAAGAUUAUGACAUAAAUGUCAAUUUAGUGUAUCCUAGAGACGAAUUUGAGAAGGAUGUCCGAGAAAAUUUGCCGUUAGGCUUGUUGAUAGCAUUGGUGGAAUUGAGGAUACUAACUUUGACACCUGAGGAUGAGGCGGUGAUGAAGGGUAAUGCGAACAUACCUGGGUGGGACUGGAUACCAGGUGAAGUUGAGUUGUAUAAGUAUAGAGUCAAUGAUAUAGUUGACGAGUCAGUUGAAAAUGGUGUUUUAGAACUACUUAUGAGUAAAGUAAAUGUAUAAAUAUUUAAAUUGUAU